Messenger RNA from Medicago truncatula (barrel medic), 910 nucleotides. RefSeq lists its product as uncharacterized. NCBI's taxonomy places the organism in Eukaryota, Viridiplantae, Streptophyta, Magnoliopsida, Fabales, Fabaceae. The record is from RefSeq and is a predicted model, not a curated record. Bases 247 to 744 code for a protein of 165 amino acids. The transcript has a single exon.
CAAAAUGAUGAAUGAGGAUAAUUUUUUUUUGAAAGAAAUGUGAGAGGAUUCAAUAGACUGAUUUUCUUACAUUAGGCCAUGACCACCUAUCCUUAUUUUAACUACCACACCCUUCGGUCCCAAGCUACAAAAAAUCCACCCCUUUUAUUCCCAUUCUAAUUCUAGCUAGUUCUAUUAAAAACUCCCACCUUGAACCUAAAUUUAAUUUUCCAUAUAAACAGACAAAUCAGAUAUAUCAAGCAACAAAUGAAAAACAUGGCAUGCCAACAACGUCAAAUUAUAGAGCAACAAAGGAAUGAGGCAGAGAUAUUCAAGGGGGAAGCAAUAUGCAAGCAAAAAUCACGGCUUCUCCUAGACGAAAUGUUGCUUCCAAGAGGAUUGCUUCCUUUGGACAACAUUGUGGAAAUGGGUAUCAACCGUGUCACAGGUUUCGUGUGGCUCAGGCAAAGACAAAAAAAGGUGCACCGGUUCAAUGCCAUCGGUCGCACGGUUUCCUUUGAUACAGAGGUCACGGCCUUCGUGGAGGAACAUGUUAUGCGAAGGAUCACCGGUGUUAAGACCAAAGAGUUGUUUGUAUGGCUCCCGGUAUCGACAAUCUUCAUCGAUGAUCCUUCUUCCAAUAAGAUCUUGUUUGCCAAUUCCUCUGGGAUUGCUAGGUCGUUUCCUCUCUCAGCCUUCAAUCUCCAAGAAGAUCAAACACCGCAACAACAUCUACGUCCACAGUCAACAACAAACUUUUUUUGAUUUUUUUUUUCUUCCUUAUACUUUAUUAGGAUGGAAAGAAUGAGUUGCAUGUUUAUACACUCACAAAUUUGUAAUUUAAUCUAGUGUUUGUAAUAUUUUUUAAUUAGUUUAGGUAUUUAAUUAAAAUAGUUAUAUUACUUUUUUUUUACAAUUACAUUUUUUUGUU